AUGGCGACACCUUCGUCGCCAGAUGCCGUGCGGGAUGCGCAAAACCCCCAAAUUGAACAAGGCAAAGAAGUAGUUGAACAUUCUGACGAGGCAAACGAAAAAGAGGUAGACGACCCAUACUUCCAAGACCCAGAAAAAGCGACAGAGAGUCUACCGCAGUCGACGCAUUCGAACGAAGAGAUGAUCACCGGUCCCAUCCCCGUCGAACAAGGCCAACACCAAGAACAAGCUGACCAAGACCCCAACAUUGUAGACUGGGACGGACCUGAUGACCCAGAUAACCCUCAGAACUGGACUGCGAAGAAGAAAUGGGGAAUCGUCCUCCCCCUCGGUCUCAUCACCUUGAUUACACCACUGGCCUCGUCCUUCUUUGCUCCGGGUGUACCCCUAGUACUACGCGAGUUCAAGGAGAGAUCAAGUGUCAUCGCCACAUUCGUCGUGUCAGUCUACAUUCUCGGGUUCGCCAUCGGCCCCGUGGUCAUUGCACCCCUGUCUGAGCUGUACGGCCGCAUGCCCAUAUACAACAUCUCAAACGUCCUAUUCGUCGUCUUCAGCAUUGCAUGUGCCAAGUCCACAUCCAUAGGCAUGCUCAUCGCCUUUCGUUUUCUCGGUGGAUGCGCAGGCGCUACGCCUGUGACCCUCGGUGGCGGUUCAAUCGCAGACAUGUUUCCCCAGGACCAACGCGCGGGCGCAAUGGCAAUCUGGUCCAUGGGUCCACUGCUGGGCCCCGUCGUCGGCCCAAUUUGCGGCGGAUUUCUCGUCGAGAACCUCUCCUGGCGCUGGGUCUUUUGGAUCCUGGCAAUCACCGGUGGCGCCGCUGGCCUUCAUCUCUUCGCCGUCGGCCGCGAAACCUACCAGCCUGUGCUGCUGGCACGCAAAGCAGCGGCCCUAAGGAAGUCCACCGGAAACCCUGCCCUGCGUUCCAAACUCGCCCAAGACCUGCCCGCAAAGGAAAUUUUCAUCCGUGCCAUUGUGCGCCCCAUGAAGAUGCUCCUCCUGUCUCCCAUUAUCGGCCUCAUGAGCUUGUACGUUGGAAUCAACUACGGCAUUCUCUACCUCUUCUUUACAACAAUCACCUUUGUCUUUAAAGACCAGUACGGAUUUUCCUCUGGAGCUAUCGGCCUGGCGUACAUUGGGCUCGGCAUAGGCAUGAUAACCGCCAUGAUCCUCGUGGGCUUCUUCUCCGACAAGAUCAUCUUAAAGCACCAGAAAAACGGCAGGACAAAGCCCGAGCAUAGACUUUCGCUCGUACUUGCACUCCCUGGCGCGAUUGGCCUGCCUAUUGGCGUCAUCGUCUACGGUUGGACUACAAAGUACAAGGUGCACUGGAUUGUACCCAUCAUCUUCAUGUCGUUGGUCGGCGCCGGCAAUGUCAGUGCCAUGAUGACGAUCCAGACAUACCUUGUUGAUUCCUUUACCAUCUAUUCUGCCUCGGUCAUUGCUGCAAAUACCAUUCUCCGAUCCAUGUUUGGCGCCUUCCUGCCCCUCUGUGGUUUGAGCAUGUACAAUGCGCUAGGACUGGGCUGGGGUAAUUCACUCCUUGCCUUCGUUAGCAUGGCCUUCAUCCCCGUUCCCAUCUUGUUUCGAAUCUAUGGUGAGCGGAUUAGGACGAAUAAGCGAUUUCAGGUGCAGUUUUAG
Exserohilum turcica Et28A is the source of this 1638-nucleotide messenger RNA. RefSeq lists its product as uncharacterized. Gene Ontology annotation, biological process: transmembrane transport. The transcript has a single exon. Gene Ontology annotation, molecular function: transmembrane transporter activity. Lineage: Eukaryota; Fungi; Ascomycota; Dothideomycetes; Pleosporales; Pleosporaceae. The coding region runs from base 1 to 1638 and encodes 545 amino acids. The record is from RefSeq and is a predicted model, not a curated record.